GGCUAUCCUAAGCUAGCAAGAUUCAUCGGCGAGCAACCUGGGUUUGCAAUCUUUCGUCGCUUCUCCGAACUUAAUGCGCGCAAUCUAUUAUAUCUGCAGGCGGAGCUGCUUGAUAUCGAGGAAGAGCUUUACGAGACUGAGAUUGAUGAUCAACGUGAUCAAGAUCUGAGGCAGCUGCAGUUUAGCAUGCGUGGUAUUCACAACGGAAGAGCAGCUCCAGAAGGAUCAAAAGCUCGUAGCCGAUGGAAGCUGUAUGAGGAUCAGCGGAAGUUGUUGAAGGAAUACAAUGAGGUUCUCAUCCAACAACACAAACUUUACAGCCUACCGCGACCUACCAACGGCGAAGUGCGAGGUCUCCGAGAAUUUAUCUGCGAUAGUGAAGUCCAUGGUCACAACAGCGAUCAAGAAUGGCUGCAUCAUCCUGAGAAUACGAUCUGGAGUCUCAACGUUGAUGAAAAAGCCAAGUACGAGACUGAUCAGCAACGAGCCAGAGCUCACGAAAGAGCCAAAGCAACACAAACCGAUCUUGUCAGUCUAUCUGGUCACAUUGCACCCGAUAGCUUUACAGAACUGGUCCGCAGUAAAGUGGUCAAACGGUUCCACGUAAUGUUUGGACGUCGCCUACUGGAGGAAGAUGCAGAAUUUGGCGGACACAUGUAUAGUGGUGCAGCACUGGAAAAGUUGGCCUUCUACAUCAGCAUCCUCUUCGCAUCACUGCUCCCUACCAGCAGUAUCAUCGCUCUAUACUAUAUCCCCGUCCUUAUCUGGCGCUUGAUUUUUAUCGGACUCUGGAGCGCGACUUUCAGUGUUUGUUUGGCAUUCUUCACAUCGGCAACCCGGAUUGAGAUCUUCACGGCGAGUGUGGCG
Messenger RNA from Aureobasidium pullulans EXF-150, 867 nucleotides. RefSeq lists its product as uncharacterized. The annotation marks the transcript as partial. The transcript has 2 exons. NCBI's taxonomy places the organism in Eukaryota, Fungi, Ascomycota, Dothideomycetes, Dothideales, Saccotheciaceae. The record is from RefSeq and is a predicted model, not a curated record.